AUGGUCCACACCCGAGAACUAGGAACCCGAGCCGACCCAGGGGCGGGCGCUUCUGGAGGACAUGGAGCCACGUUGGCGCUAAAGGAGCCCCGACCUCGUCAGGACAUGCUGUGGGGGACAUGGGGUCGUGUCCACGCUGACAGGACCCGCUGUUGGGGACAUGGGGCCACGUCCACGCCAACAGGAGUCCGGCUGUGGAGGUCGUGGGGCCGCGUCCACGCCGACAGGACCCGCUGUGGGGGGCGCGGGGCCGCGUCCACGCCGACAGGCGUCCGGCCCCUCAAGCCCCGUCGUGGGAGAAGGGCCCCGUGGAAGAAGGGCGCGCUGUGUAGACCGUGCGGCUUCCGCGGCUUUGUGUGCGGCGCGGUGGCCUCCCGCGGGGCUGAGCGUGGGGCUGUGGGGUCCCCCCGUCCGGGCUCGGAUGCGCCCCGGGUCGCGGCUGUGUCAGCGCGCCACGGACUCGGCUCCUGCGGCUCCUCAGACCGCCUGGGCGCGGCCGCCCCCUUGGGGCUCGCGCUCCUCCCGCCCCACCCCGGCCCCACGGGUCCUUCCCGCGUCCACACCCGCCGCGGGGCCGGCCGGAGUCCGGGCGUCUGUCGCGCGCGCCGUGCCGCCCCCUUCCCGCCGCCGCUCCGGCUCCCCGGCCGCCGGCCCAAGGCCCGACCCGCUUCCUCACGGCUCCGACCGGGCUGUGGGGGCGCCGCGGGGACCUGGGACCCCGAGUCCCGCCGCGUCUGCCGCGCCCGAGACUUGGCCCCGACUCUGUCCUCCCGCGAGUCUCGGGCGGCCGCGGCCUCCUGCAAGGACGAGUGGCCCGUCCACGCGGGGGACCUGGACCCGGCGGGCUCGGCCUCCCUCCCGGAGUCCGACGCCGUCUCUGCUCCUGCGACCUGGUGCCACGUGGGUGUCGGGAAGUGUCGCGUCCUCUGCGGUGACCUCGGAUCUGCGGGACCGUGUCGCCGCCGCCCCACAGAGACGCGUCAUCCCCGCACGCAGACCCCCCCGCUAUCGCUUCCGAACCACGUCUGUCGUGUGACACGGGCUGCUUCCGGCGUGUUACCCCAAACAGGGACACCGUCCCGCGGAACCCCCACGGAACCCCAGCUUCCUGGACCUGUUCUUGCAGACAAUGGAGAAGCCCUCCAUGGUGGGACACAGGGUCACCUGCUACAUCUUCACUGACCAGCCGGCUGCCGGGCCCAU
Molecule: messenger RNA, 1203 nt
Organism: Lutra lutra (Eurasian river otter)
Lineage: Eukaryota; Metazoa; Chordata; Mammalia; Carnivora; Mustelidae
Product: putative hydro-lyase KRH_21160
Exons: 4
Coding region: 1-1182 (393 amino acids)
Source: RefSeq, a predicted model, not a curated record